Molecule: messenger RNA, 2742 nt
Organism: Hordeum vulgare subsp. vulgare (domesticated barley)
Lineage: Eukaryota; Viridiplantae; Streptophyta; Magnoliopsida; Poales; Poaceae
Product: ADP-ribosylation factor GTPase-activating protein AGD2-like
Exons: 20
Coding region: 142-2424 (760 amino acids)
Cellular component (GO): cytoplasm
Molecular function (GO): GTPase activator activity; protein binding
Source: RefSeq, a predicted model, not a curated record
CUUCACCGACCCACGAAAGAGAACAGCUCCACGCGACAGAGAGACAGCAACUGCCCGACCGCACUCCUCUUCCACCUCCCGCCCACGCCCAGAUCUCCCGGAGCUUCCAGAGAGCAGCCUCGCCCCCACUCGAGGACAGACAUGGCGGCCUUCACCAAGCUCGAGGACUCCCCCAUGUUCCGCAAGCAGGUCACUUCUUUGGAACAACUUACCGAUGAGCUGAAACAGCGGUGUUCAAACCUUCAUAAAGGAUGCAAAAAAUUCAUGGGAUCUCUUGAUGAAGGAUAUGCAGGAGAUCUAUUAUUUGCCGACGCCCUAGAAGCUUUUGGUGCUGGUCGUGAUGACCCUGUUAGUGUUGCCAUUGGAGGGCCUGUAAUGUCCAAGUUCACUACUGCAUUUAGGGAGCUUGGAACAUACAAGGAGCUCCUUCGUUCUCAGGUCGAGCAUAUGCUUAGUGAACGUCUGACGCAAUUCAUUAACGAGGAUCUGCAUGAUGCAAAGGAUUGCCGACAGCGUUUGGAUAGGGCUACAAUGGGCUAUGAUCAGGCCCGUGAAAAAUUUGUGUCAGUGAGGAAAGGGACUAGAGCAGAAGUAGUGACAGGACUUGAGGAGGAUCUACACAACGGCAAGUCAGCUUUCGAGAGAUGCCGCUUUAACUUAGUUCAUGCCCUUGCAAACAUUGAAGCAAAGAAGAAGUACGAGUUCUUGGAAUCAAUAAGUGCGGUGAUGGAUGCCCAUCUAAGAUAUUUUAAGCAGGGAUUUGAGCUACUGAGCCAAAUGGAACCGUUCAUUCACCAGGUUCUAACAUAUGCACAGCAAUCAAAAGAAAUGGCUAUGAACGAGCAAGAUAAACUUGCAAAGAGAAUUCAAGAGUUUAGAACUCAAGAAGAAAUAUCAAACUUGAGAAUGGCUAGUAAUGUGAACACAUCUACGAGUGGUGAUGGCAUCCAUGUUGUUGGUCUUCAGUCCUAUAAAAAGAUUGAAGCCUUGAUGCAGUCAACUGCCAAUGGCCAGGUUGAAAUAAUUAAACAAAGUUAUCUCUUUAAGCGUUCUGAAAAUUUACGAGGAGAAUGGAAGAGGAGGUAUUUUGUUCUUGACAGCCAUGGGACUCUGUACUACUAUGGGAACAAGGGAAAGCAAGGAGUGGCAUCACAGCAAACUGCUGAACCGACUGGUGUAUUUAGUCGCUUCAGAUUCCUAAAUCAAAAAGCUUCAUCCCAGGGGGAUGAUUCUCUUUCAUGCCGUACAAUUAAUCUCAGAACUUCAACAAUUAAGAUGGAUGCUGAAGAAAAUGAUUUAAGAUUUUGCUUCAGAGUAAUCACUCCCAUGAAGGCAUACACUUUACAGGCGGAAACAGAGGCUGAUCAAAAGGACUGGAUCGAAAAAAUAACUGGAGUUAUUGCAUCACUGCUGAAUUCACCAUUCCCGCAUCAGCCGCCAUACGGGAAUCUAGCAGUAGAGCGUCAUGGUUCUGCAAGUUCCCUUGAUUCUGCUGCAUCUCUUGAAGAGAGCAAAAGUUCAGAGGCACACAGUGAUGCAAUAAACCAUCUUAGGAAUAUCCCUGGAAACGACAGUUGUGCAGAAUGUCGUUCUCCAGAUCCUGACUGGGCAUCUCUAAACUUGGGUAUUCUUAUUUGCAUUGAGUGCUCAGGGGCUCACAGGAAUCUUGGCGUCCAUAUUUCAAAGGUUCGAUCCUUGAGAUUGGAUGUGAAAAUAUGGGAGCCAGUAAUUAUUGAUUUGUUUCGUGCACUUGGAAAUGAUUACAAUAAUUCCAUUUGGGAAGCUUUGCUUCCGAAAGAAGAUCAAGGAAUGGAUGAGUCAAAUAGCGCUAUCCUAUUCAUGGAAAAGCCUAAACCUACUGAUGCUUUCUCAAUAAAGGAAAGGUUCAUACAAUCAAAGUACGUGGACAAACUUCUUAUUGCCAAAGAUGCCAAUCAAAUUACCAUUGGUAUACUGGAUGCUAUAAGGACAAAUGAUGUGAGAGCAGUGUAUCGCAUUCUUGUGUUGGCCGAUGCAAGCCCUAACAUGACAUAUGACGACUUGAACAACGACGUUAACCAUGUUCUACCAGUAACAGACAGGAAAUUAUUUGAUCCAGCCUCUUGUGAGAAAAUAGAGAAUUCCGGUAUACCAGAAGGUUGUCUGCAAGGCUGCUCCUUAUUGCACUUGGCAUGUCAACAUGGUCAUCCUGUACUAGUGGAGCUUCUGCUACUUUUGGGCGCGGAUAUUAAUAAGCAGGAUUUCCAUGGGCGGACACCAUUGCACCAUUGUGUCCAAAAGAGUAAUGAUGCCCUUACCAAGCAUCUACUGAAGAGGGGUGCAAGAACAACAAUUAAAGAUGGUGGGGGCCUGACUGCUUUGGAGAGAAGAAUGGAGCUUGGAGCAAUAACAGAUGAAGAAUUGUUCAUAUUAUUUGUGAGGUGAUUGCUGAAAAAUACUAGCUUGUUGUACCGUUGUAGCCUUAGCAAGCAAAGCUCAUCUGUAUCUGAAGGAGGCGUCGUGCCACCUGUUUUAGCUUCUUCUACACUUGUACAUCGGAAGACAAGAAAACUUACCGGAGAUUACUGUAUCUGACCUUUGUACCGUGUCACUCCUCAUUACAACGAUAGGCUAGUGGUAUAGCAUACAUUAUUACAUGUAUUUAUUCAUAUAUACGAUGAUUACUGGGGUUUGUAUGAUCAACAUGUUGUGACGCAUAUCACACUAUAUAUACAUUUGGGGAACUGUAAGCCCAUUUUAUCU